Molecule: messenger RNA, 1523 nt
Organism: Centruroides sculpturatus (bark scorpion)
Lineage: Eukaryota; Metazoa; Arthropoda; Arachnida; Scorpiones; Buthidae
Exons: 2
Coding region: 126-476 (116 amino acids)
Source: RefSeq, a predicted model, not a curated record
UACAUGUAUUUCUAUUGUACUGUGGAGUUAGCCAGCCAUCUUUGUAUAUGAGAACCGACCACCUGUAGUGACAACACGUGACCUUCAUCUGUUUAGUUUGAUGCCAUAAGCUGCUGACUCACAAAAUGGACUUAUUCUGGGUAAAGACAACAGAAUAUUGUCUGGCCGUAUUGCUUACAGUCGCAUUAAUUGUCGUGUUUAUCAUAUUGAUUUGGAAGAUUGCUUGGUGUUGCCGAAAAUAUCGUUUGAGGAGGAAGAUCGAAAUGAAAUAUUUAGUACUGGAGGAUCAUAAUCCAAACGUCAGCAUCGAAUUUCCUUCUCAAAACUCCUAUUAUCGUAUACUUGCCGAAUGCCAAAGCAGUGAUUGCGAUUAUCCCGAAUCGUCCAAAAAUAUCGUCAAAGGGCAGAAGAAAAAGGGAAAUAUCCCUGAACUUUCACCAAAUUUCCAGACGACUCCCUUCAUUAUGAAUAAAUGAACUUGAUACGAAUUUUCGUGUGUCUGUUUUAUAAAUGGAGACACACGAAAAUUAAGAAGGAUAUUUUAAUCUUACGAAGUUUCAACUAUUUUUUAAAAUAUAUUUUCUGAUUAUAUGGAUUAAAAAUAGUUGUUAAAUUAGUUAUUUUAUUAAUAAAUUAUACAGUCAAACCUGUACAACGGCCACUGACUGAAACAUAAAGAAAAAAAAAAUGGCGGACGUGGUCGUGGUUGAGGGUUCGACUAUUUAUAAAGGGAGUUGUGCUUUAUUUUUAAAUAUUUGUAAUUAAUUAAUUUUAAUACUAAACAGAUUGUCAUUUUUUUAAAUUUCAAAUUAUUUUUCACAUUAGUGUAAUUGGUUAAAUCUUUCGGUAACGUCGCAGCAAUUUCUAACCAAUCACACAAGUGUAAAGAUAAAUUUUGAAUUUGAAAUGUGACGCCGUAAAGCUGUAACCAAUUAUAUAGCUUCAAUAGGAAAUUUUGAAUAUUUGAAAAAUACGACGUCACUAAAAUUUCAUCCAAUUACACAGCCUUAAGAAUUUUUUUUUUUUCGAAUAUGAUAUUGGAGACGUUCACGACGUCACUGAAGAUUCAACCAAUUGUACGCGUUUACGAUAAAUUUUGAAUAUUUGAAUUUUAAAACGAAAAUUAAAAAAGAAAAAAUACAACAAAUUUUUAUAUAUUUUUUAAUAACUUUUUUUUAUAUCGACACCGGAGACAAAUUGUAGGGAAAAUAUGUAACAUUUUGUUUAAGAAAAUAGGUAGGUAAAUAAAUAAAAUUUUGUUUAAAUAAAAAUAAUAAUCAUUUGUAUAGAGAAAUAAAUUAAGUAGAAAGGUAUGCAAGAAAAUAAUUCUUGUAAUUCUCAUUAUUAUUAUUAUUAUUUAAGUCUAAUUAUUUUUGGCAAUCAAAAAUAAAUCAAGAAAAUCAUUUAAACAACAAUUUAUAGGAUCCAAAAACCAACUUGACUAAACACUAUAAUAUUGUCCAAAUGAUAUGUAGGGUUUUACUCCGAACAAAUGACCUGAUAACAAUCUGAAAAUAUAGAAA